Messenger RNA from Poeciliopsis prolifica (blackstripe livebearer), 743 nucleotides. Its product is annotated as TBC1 domain family member 15-like. Gene Ontology annotation, molecular function: GTPase activator activity. The record is from RefSeq and is a predicted model, not a curated record. The transcript is spliced from 7 exons. Bases 1 to 534 code for a protein of 177 amino acids. NCBI's taxonomy places the organism in Eukaryota, Metazoa, Chordata, Actinopteri, Cyprinodontiformes, Poeciliidae. Gene Ontology annotation, biological process: activation of GTPase activity.
AUGUUUGAGACAAAAGGAGACUUACAGCUGCAACUGCAGGAAAAAAGGAUUCUGCACAAUACUGUUGAGCGCAUCACGUUUGACCUGGAGGAGCUGCGGGAAGCCGCACGAAUCAUUGACAAGGAUGUUCCCCGCACAAACAGAGACCUGAGCUACUACCAAGAGGAAGGUUUAGGGAAUCUGUUGGUCCUGAGAGACAUCCUCAUCACUUAUGCUGCUUUUCAUCCAGAAGUUAGCUACGCCCAGGGAAUGAAUGACCUGUGCAGCAGGUUCCUGGAGGUCCUUGACUCCGAGGUGGACACCUUCUGGAGUUUUUCCUCCUACAUGGAGAAGUUCUCCAGGGAUUUCAUGGCUGACGGCUUACACAGAAAAAUAGAGCUGGAGGCUGCUUUGUUGAAGGAGCUGGACCCUCCACUUUAUGCUCAUCUAGUCAAAGACAACAUGGAAAGUUUUACAUUUUGCCACAGGUGGCUGCUGCUGGGUUUUCAAAGAGAAUUUGAGCACAGUGAUGCACUGGUUUGUUUGAAAUCUUGAGCUGUGACCAUCUGGAGCUGAUCUCACAGCAGGUUGACCGCGCUCGAUAUCAGGAGAGACUGGACCAAAAACACUACACAGGGGACAGAUCAGAGUCACCACAGCAAACCUUCAACACAGACUUCACGUUUGAGCUCUUCAUCUGUGCAGCCAUCCUGCUAGAUAACAGAGAGUCUCUGCUUCGGUGCCGAGAUGACGUGCAGCUAAUC